Zootermopsis nevadensis is the source of this 2825-nucleotide messenger RNA. The record is from RefSeq and is a predicted model, not a curated record. NCBI's taxonomy places the organism in Eukaryota, Metazoa, Arthropoda, Insecta, Blattodea, Termopsidae.
UGGCUGCAUUGAAUAUCUAAGAACAUCGGUUGUUAUAAUCUGUGACAUAAGCAUCAAGGAGGCAGCUGAACGAAAAUAAAGUUUGUUUGACAGUGACUUUUGUGCUUAGAGUUUUUGUUUAUUUGGCGAGCCAAAUUGAGUAUGGGAGCCUUAACAAGCAGACAGCAUGCUGGAGUAGAAGAGGUCGAUGUUGUAUCAAAUCAUGCAUAUAAAUAUCCGCCAAAAUCAGGCAAUUAUUUUGGGAGCCAUUUCAUCAUGGGCGGAGAGAGGUUUGAUACUCCACAACCAGAAGCCUACUUGUUUGGGGAAAAUGCAGAUCUGAACUUCCUAGGAAGUAGGCCUACCCCUUUCCCGUAUCCUCCACCACAAGCCAAUGAGCCAACAAAGACAUUGAAGAGCCUCGUUAACAUUCGAAAGGAAUCGCUGCGAUUUGUUCGAGUCCCAGAAAGUCUCAGUAAGUGUGGUGAAAAUGAUAUAGAAGCUGCUAAAUCUACUCAGUUCAACAUUGAAUUCACAUUUGAUUGUGAUGCUCGAUGUGCAAUCACUAUCUAUUACUUCUGCACGGAGGAUUUCAUGGCAAAUGGAGUUGUGUACACGCCUCGUGAUGCUUGUAUGAACUCUGAAACAUAUCAUUAUAAGCGUGGGGCAAAUCAACAGUUCUGUCAAGUGUCUCAUAUUUUUGAUCCAAGUCAAUACUUGGAGGAAGAAUUAACAUACACUCCUGACCGAGAUUUGAUUCCUAUAGCAAUCCACUGUGUUGCAGAAGAAGGGGAAGAACCACGGCAGUCUCACACAACAAUUGCAGUUGUAGACCGCCAUUCAGAUGGGACAUACAUCCUCAAAGCAUUGAAGCAGAAACUGUUUGUUGAUGGACUAUGCUUUCUUUUACAGGAAAUUUAUGGCAUUGAAAACAAAAACAAUGAUAAUAAUAAGAGUGCUCUGGAUGAGGAUACAGAAGAUAAUGGGUCAGAAUGUGUGAUAUGCAUGUGUGAUGUGAGAGACACUUUGAUUCUCCCUUGCCGACACCUUUGUCUGUGCAACUCUUGUGCCGAUUCUCUUCGCUACCAGGCAAAUAACUGCCCCAUUUGCCGAGCGCCUUUCCGGGCUUUGUUGCAAAUUCGUGCACUCCAGAAGUCUGCUACAGUUCCUCAAGGGGCCAUCUUACCUCCAGAGGUAACCAACGAGCUGGGACCUCAACAAGUUAGCGACCUUUAUUAUUUUUAUGACUUAAAAUUUGCAUUCAGCUUCUUAUAUGUUUAUUUCAUACACGAGACAAUAAAACUGCACAAUGAAUUACUGAAGUAUGGCCCUUGUCCAGCUCGGUCUGUACCUGCAGCUCCUCCGUUGGAUGUUGCUGAAACUCCUGACCAGGAAGUAGCUGUCCAGGCAGUGGAGGCACUCAACAGGUCCAGUACUGAGAGAACUCCGUCUUCAGUGAAGCAGGCAUCCAGUCCUGAAGAAUUUGCAGUAACCAAGAGUCCUAGAGGCAGUGGAUGCCACACUCCAGAGUUCCGGAUGUCCGUACUUCUGGCCAGAGAAGAGGAGAGUCACAAGGAUCAAACAACGAAGUCGCCGUUGUUAGUACAGCACUGCAGCCGUGACAAGAGUGCACUCAGACCUCGUGACACAGUGAGACUUGUCAACGAGAAGACUGUAAUUGAUCAAGAUGAGACACAAGAUGAAGACAGUGAAGCUGAGAAGCUAUCUCCACUCUUGGAUGUAGCUACCAGUACUGACCCUCUACCCCUUGACUCUGCAGUGAUACCACAUGAUGAUGAUCUUGAUGAUGAUGAUGAUGAUGAUGAUGGUGUUGAUGAUGAUGAUUUGGAGCUGAAGGUUGAAGUUGGCCAGGGUGAGGAUGAACUAGCUGCCAUGGCUGGUAGUAGUCAAGGUAAAACCAAGUGCCUCCAGCAUAAGGAACAGAAAACUAUUGCUGGAGGGGGUGAUGCUGACACGGGGCCAGUGGGAGCUGCUGGGGAGGACUCGGACUAUUAUACCCCGGAGGAUCCGGCUACUACCAUACUGAGUCCGUUGCACGCUGAUAAGGAGCGUCCAUUUACAUCAAGUGCACCUUCAUCCAAUGCGUCAUCAUCUGUGGAAAGUACGCCAGGACGAUGGAUGCCGGGUGUACGAGAAGGGCUGAUGGGCAUCUCCCUUCCCAGCACACCACUGAGUACAGCAAGUCAUCUCAGCAACCGUUCAAGUGGCGAUAGCUACAGCUCUAGCAGUUCAACGAGACAGCUUUUAGCAGCUAUGGGUGGUCAUCAUGACCACACCAAUAGCCAGGAUAAAUCAGUGCAGCUGUAGGUAACAGUGUCUGUAACGUGACUUCAUUUGAUUUGUAAUGGAGUUAGUUGCAUGCAUAUAAGGAUUCCAGUACACAUGGAUUGCUCAGUAAUGUGGCUGCUGUGGGCUUGAUGACCCUCUUUGCCAACAUACUGCCCACCAUAUCCAGUUCGGUGGAUACCAAGAGUUUUUUUCCAUACCUUAGCACUGAUGUCAUAAGUGCAUGGUGCUGUGCCACUUCCCUCUCUGUUUGUCCUCAUAACAUGGUAUUUUAUUACAGGGAAAAUGUAAUGUCAAGGUUAUGAAUGCCCAGAACUGAACAUUAAGGACAUUUUACAAUCUGUAGUAAGUGUCGUUGUGUUGAUGGUCAACAAUUUAUAAUGUGGCUAUUCUUUAGAAAAGUCCACAAAGUUUACAGUGAGUUUGAAACUCCAGCAGAUAGAGUCUCAUAGAUAUAGCACUUCAGAAAGAUAAAUGAGGAAUUACUUUCAUUAACCAAGUAAAGGAGAAAGAAUAGUCUGUAGGAUUUGAGGUUAUCA